UUUAUUUGGACUUUCUAAAUGAGGCCAUCCGUACCAAAAAAAACCCCUUCCUCCUCUCUUAAGUCCCGCGAGACCCCCUUUCCCUCGCCGUUUCAGUUCGGCCAGCUCACCCACAAACGGCGACGGUUGGCAGCGACUUGCGGUGAGUGAGCGUCGCAAGACCCAUGCUCAGACAACGACCCGCGCCCGACGACUCCUUCGCGAUCUUGAAGCGAUAACCCGUUCUGCAGCGUUCUACGACGUAUCUUCCGGUGGAAAUCAGAUUAAGCGUAUUCUAGCACAUUCCAGCCACGAUUGAAGUUCGUUUAGGUUAGGUUCAUGGGCAAAAGUGCUAUAAACUCCUUUCGAACACAUUCAAAUGCUGUGGCUUAACCUCUAACCUUUAGAACAUCUGUCUUGUAGUUUCGGACUGAUACCAGACCUAUGCGGAUACUUUUCUAGUAAUGUUGUCCCCUUUGGACACUUUUCAUUGAUUUAAACUAGUUCGAACCCAUUCGGAAACUCUUGGGUCUUAUUCGAACACUUUCCAGCAAAGUUCUAAGCCUGUUUGGUGUUUUUCAACAGAUCUCAAAUGGCAGACCCCUGCAACUUGUCUUGCUACAACUGUGGCAGCAUUGGGCUUACAGAUGGCUUUGAUGGCUUCUUCUACUGCCUUCAGUGUGGUUCCCAGGCUGACGACAUCAUCGACACUGGUGUUGCCGACGAGGAUUUGGCUAUAAGAGAUGCCGGUAAAUCCGGUGGCCCAAUCUACUCACAAUCUCACAAGCGCCGCCAUAAUCCAGCCGUGUUGAAGGUGGAACCCCUAUCUCAGUCUCAACCACUUUUUGGUACAAGUCAGUCUGAGUUCUGGGAUAGCCUUAAUUUAAAGGAAGACCCAUAUGGCAAUGAAGCUCGAAAGGAUGAUGACGUUGUGAUGUUAAAUGAUGGUGUCGGGCCUACUGGUCCAGAGGAUUUCGGGUCCGGUGGUGUGCUAUCUGGAAAACCAAGCUUUGAGGAGUAUGCUGAUGAAGUGAGAAUGAGAUAUGUAAUGGGGUUGCAGCUGAUUGUGGAGCUUCAAUGCGAAGCUUUGGUGAAGGAAUUCAAGGCAACCCCUGUAAUUUGUGGGUUGGCAGCGAGCAUUUGGUUGAGGUUUGUGACUAUUACACGAAUUUUUGAUGAGGAUUGGGCCUUUGAGACCGUCCAGGAUUCUGAGAGCCAAUGGCAAGAUCCUGAAUGCAUUAGACGUGUUCGCUUUAACAAUAAAGACGAACCCCACAAUUUGUAUGGUCAAAGGGUAGUAGUUGUAUGGGUUAAAUCUUUAAGAAAGAAGAUACCAUUAUUUUGUACAUUAGCUGUUUCAUUUUUGGCUUGCCAUGUUGCUCGGGAAGCAAUUUUGCCAACAGACAUAAUAAAGUGGUCACUGGAGGGGAAACUUCCAUAUUAUGCUGCUUUUAUCGACAUUGAAAAUCGCAUUGGGAAAACGUCAAACGCUUGUCCUAUAAGUUCAAAGCAUAUGCAUAGACCCUCUCGAAUUUCCUCGCUGCAGAAGUUAGAAUCCUUGGCAGCAUCGAUAGCUCAUACCAUAGGACUAAAUCUUCCUCCAGUCAAUUUUCAUUCAAUAGCAUGUCGUUUUCUCGACAAGCUUGCCCUUCCUGUUGAUAAAAUUUUGCCUUAUGCUUGCCGCAUUUAUGAGUGGUCAAUGCCUCCUGAUUUGUGGUUAUCAACCAAUGAAUUGAGACUUCCCUCUCGUGUUUGUGUAAUGUCAAUUCUAAUUAUAGCAAUGAGGAUUCUGUAUAAUCUCCAUGGAUUUGGAGAAUGGGAAAAGAGUUUGUCUGUUAAUUGUGCUUCAUCUUUCCCACCAAAUCAGAAGACGCAUUCAAGUCCUGCUACGCAUUCAAGUCCUGCUACGCAUUCAAGUCCUGCUAAUAAUUUUAGUAAAAUGCAGGCUGAUAAUGAAAACAGACGCGGAUUUACUUCACUUAAUGUGGACAAUCCGUCUGUUUCUCCGAAUAACUCCCAUCCGACUGCUACAGAGUUCCUUCGCAAGAUUGAAGCUCGGUAUCAUGAGAUUGCUGAAACUUAUGAAUACUCUAAAGACUUGCCAACUUAUCUUCAGUACUGUAAGGAUGUAGUCUUUGCUGGUUCAGAGUCGUUGUAUGUCGAUGAUCAUGAGGAACAAAAGAUGAUCGAACAAUUAUGGAAUUAUUAUCAGAAUGAAAAGGAUCGAGAACAAACAGAAGAUGUGGAUCAAAAUGCUACUUCCAAUCAAAAGAGAUUGAGGGAAGGUUCUAAUGAUCGAUUAUCCAAUGAAAGCAAGAAAGUCAAAGGCAAAGAACGUAUUAACGGCGAAUCAUCAAAUAACAGAACUGGGUCAAUUAAUUCUCAGCAAAGUCCAUCAAAAAGUUCAGAAAAUAGUGAUGAUGAUGAAGUAUCCUCUGAAGACAAAGCAGCUUCAAUACCAACUUCCAUAGAUGAAGCGAUCAGACGACUGAAACUCGACAUGGAGGAGAAAAGGUUCUGCUACAUUCCCCCAAGAGUUAACCCGAAGAGAUUUGAUUACCUUCACUACUCGAGGAAGAUCGAUGAGGGUGCGCUGACUUACGCUGCUCAUGCUGAUUACUACAUAUUGCUUCGUGCUUGUGCUAGAGCCGCACAAGUUGAUAUUAGGAUUAUGCACAUUGGAGUGUUGAGUCUUGAGAAAAGAUUGUCAUGGUUGGAAGCCAGAAUCGAUAGAUCUCUCCAUCUAACACCUUCAAGUGUUUCUUGUGAGUUUUGCAGUGAUGUGCCUGAUCAUGUCGACUCCAUUGGACUCUCAGAUUUGGGUACUUAAAAGGGUUAGACAAUCUAAAAACAGAAAUUUGAAAACAAGAGAUUCAAUGGAAACGUAUUUCAUGUUUUCAGAUAUGUAUUUGAUAGAAGAUUUAAAAAUUAAA
Benincasa hispida (wax gourd) is the source of this 2912-nucleotide messenger RNA. The record is from RefSeq and is a predicted model, not a curated record. NCBI's taxonomy places the organism in Eukaryota, Viridiplantae, Streptophyta, Magnoliopsida, Cucurbitales, Cucurbitaceae.